This is a messenger RNA of Vicia villosa (hairy vetch), 2115 nucleotides long. RefSeq lists its product as uncharacterized. The coding region runs from base 1 to 2115 and encodes 704 amino acids. The transcript is spliced from 3 exons. Lineage: Eukaryota; Viridiplantae; Streptophyta; Magnoliopsida; Fabales; Fabaceae. Gene Ontology annotation, molecular function: protein dimerization activity. The record is from RefSeq and is a predicted model, not a curated record.
AUGCAGAUGUUUUCUGGACAAUCUAGUUCGACACCUCUAACGGAAAAAUACACAAGUGGAAUAAAAUGUAGUGACGAUAAUCGUCCUCUUUGGGCUUAUGUGACUUUGCUACAAAAUAGGAAUGAGUCGAAAGGAAAUGCUAAAUGGCGUUGUAAUUUUUGUCAAGUAGAGUAUAAUGGCUCUUAUUUUAGGGUUAAAUCUCAUUUGUUAAGAGAGAAGAAUAAAGGAAUAGCUAUUUGUUCACAAGUGACAAAUGAAUAUUUGGCCGAGAUGCAAGAACUUCAAAGAAAUGCUCAAAAAGUAGAACCAGUACAAGUUCCUUUGCCGACCCGAACUACAAGUUUGAAUCCACCGAUUGACAAGAAUAAAAAAAAAAGAGGAAGUGAUGGACCUUUAUCAAAGGCAUUUAAUAAUGAAGCAAGAGACCAUUUAUCAUCUGAAAUAGCUAGAUUAUUUUAUUCUGCUGGUAUGUCAUUCAAUGUUGCUAGAAAUCCUUAUUUUAUUAGUGCAUUUACUUAUGCGGCAAACACUUAUAUAUCGGGCUACAUUCCUCCAAGUUAUAAUGCCAUAAGAACUUCCAUGCUACAAAGAGAGAAAGCUAACAUUUUGAAACUACUCCAACCUAUCAAAUACACUUGGCCAGAAAAGGGUGUGAGUAUAGUUACAGAUGGUUGGACAGAUGCACAAAGAAGACCAUUGAUUAACUUCAUGGCAACCUCGAGUGCAGGACCCAUGUUUUUGAAAGCAAUUGAUGGUACAGGUGAGUUCAAAGACAAACAUUACAUUGCUAAAUUAAUAUUGAAUACAAUUGAUGAGGUUGGAGCACAAAAUGUUGUCCAAGUUAUUACUGAUAAUGCUCCGGUUUCUAAGGCUGCUGAGUUAAUUGUUGAAAGUACGCAAUCUCAUAUUUUUUGGACACCAUGUGUAGUGCACACAUUGAAUUUGGCGCUCAAAUGUAUUUGUUCACCAAAAAAUACAUCAAAUAAUGAAGUUGCUUACAAUGAGUGUAGUUGGAUUUCUAAAGUCGCUGAUGAUGCUUUUUAUAUCAGAAAUUUUAUUCUAAAUCAUUCCAUGAGAUUUGCUAUGUACAAACAAUUUGUGCAUUUGAGGCUGCUUUCUAUCACUGAAACAAGAUUCGCAUCUGUUAUUAUUUUGCUCAAGAGAUUGCAAGUCAUUAAGAAAGGUCUAUCGUCUAUGGUAAUUGAUGAACAAUGGUCACAAUAUAAAGAGGACGAUGUUAAAAAGGUUGCUUUUGUGAAAGAGACAAUUUUAAGUGAACAAUUUUGGGAUAAAAUAGAUUACAUUUUAAAAUUUACAGAUCCUAUUUAUGACAUGCUUCGUUCUUGUGACACUGAUGAGCCAAAUCUUCAUUUGGUUUAUGAGAAGUGGGAUUCUAUGAUAGAAGAAGUCAAAUUAGCUAUUUAUAAACAUGAAGGCAAGGAGUUGAAUGAAAGUUCGUCUUUUCAUCAAGUGGUGCAUGGCAUCUUAAUCAAUAGAUGGACUAAAAGUUACACACCUCUUCAUUGCUUGGCUCAUUCGCUUAAUCCAAGGUAUUAUUGUAAACAAUGGCUUGAUAUAUCUCCGAAUCGUGUUGCCCCACAUAGGGAUAAUGAGAUUUUUAUUGAAAGAAACAAAUGCAUACGAAGUUACUUUAUGGAUGCAAAUGAAAGGCUAGAGGCAACUGCUGAAUUUGUUAAAUUCUCAAGUGCUGAAGGAGAGUUUGGCCAAUUUGAUUCAUUACAAGAUAGGUGGAACUUGAAGGAGAGUUUGGCCCCUAAACUCCAAUCAAUUGCAUUGAAACUUCUCUCGCAACCAACUUCUUCAUCAUCUGCUGAGAGAAAUUGGAGCACAUAUGGAUUCAUUCACUCAUUGAAAAGGAAUAGGCUCAAUCCAAAAAGGGCUGAGGAUUUAGUUUUUGUUCAUACAAAUCUUCGUCUUCUUUCAAGAAAGAGUGAGAUUUAUAAUGAAGGAGUCACAAAAAUGUGGGAUAUUGGUGGAGAUGAAUUGGAUCUAUUUGAUGGAGCUGGUAUUCUUGAAGUUGCUACUCUUUCUCUCGGUGAACCUGAACUAGAAGCUGCAUUCAUUGGAGAAGAAAAUAUUGAUAUUCAACCAUGA